Molecule: messenger RNA, 462 nt
Organism: Lottia gigantea (owl limpet)
Lineage: Eukaryota; Metazoa; Mollusca; Gastropoda; Lottiidae
Exons: 3
Coding region: 1-462 (153 amino acids)
Biological process (GO): NLS-bearing protein import into nucleus
Cellular component (GO): nucleus; nucleoplasm
Molecular function (GO): nuclear import signal receptor activity
Source: RefSeq, a predicted model, not a curated record
AUGACCGAUCCUGUAGGAAAUGCUAAUCACAGACUUAAAUCCUAUAAAAAUCUGGCAUUAGAUUCGUCAGAGUUACGGAGAAGGAGGGAAGAGGAAGGUAUUCAGAUUCGUAAACAGAAACGUGAUCAACAGUUAUUUAAGAGGCGAAAUGUUUCUAUGCCAGCACCUGGUGAAGAUAUGACAGUUAGCGAUGUCCAGGAAAAUACAGUGUCAUCCUCUUCUGCAGUAAGGAUAACUCCAGAAAUGGUGCAAGCAUUAUACAGUGAUAAUACUGAAGAACAGGAAGUUGCUACCCAAAAAUUUCGAAAACUCUUAUCUAGAGAACCAAACCCACCUAUAGAUGAAGUAAUUCAUACAGGAAUGGUUCCUAAAUUUGUUGAGUUUUUACAGAGAGACGGAAGCUGGUCUUUACAGGUAGGGAUUUAUAAUAUGAAAUGGAUAAAAAAACUGAUAAUUAUAUGA